AUGUUUUUGCAAAAUGUCGGACAAACCAGUCGACGUUGAACCGUUCGAAGAGCAAGACGUUUAUCGUGUAAAUUGAUUUUAUUAAUUACGUAUUAUGUCUUACAUACAAAUCUUGUUGAUCGCUGCGUACGUUGGCCUGGUGUGGAGUCAACGACCUUUCUUCGCGGGUUCCCGGCCAAUCGGAUAUCCGGAGGUGGAAAAACCAUCAACGUCUGCAGAUGAACUUGGAAAUCGAUUUGGCGAAGGUACCACGCAAAGAUUACCGCUUGAGGCUCAAGGCGACAGAGAUCUAGUUGACAGAUUAAGCAAACUACCAUUAGAUAAGCAGCCGUUCUGGUUUAUCAAUUGGCAGGCGCUGGAAGCUCACAGACAAAGACCGCAGUCUUAUCCAAUCAGACCUAAUCCAUUUGCUCAAAAUCCUAUUGUUCCUAAUAACUCAGGAAACUUCAAUACUGGCGACCUCGGUAACAGAAGUGGCGGUGCUAACAAAAAUACUUCAGCGAAUUCCAGUUCAUCUGCACCUCCAUCUACGGAAACCAUUAAGUCUAGUACAAACCCCAGUACACUCAAAUCACAAGAAAAUAAUCCAAAAUCAAGUACUUCAAAUAAGGAUGCGAUAGAAAAGAAGCUGUGAAAUUGAAUAUUCUAAGAUCUGUACCAAUUUUCAUUUAUUUACUACGCCUAGAAGAAAAUCUAAUUUGACUGUACUAAUACUGAAAAUAAUGAAAUCCAUUAUACUAAUAUCAAUAAUGAAAUAAAUCAUUUUAUUUA
This is a messenger RNA of Papilio machaon (common yellow swallowtail), 771 nucleotides long. RefSeq lists its product as uncharacterized. Bases 95 to 634 code for a protein of 179 amino acids. NCBI's taxonomy places the organism in Eukaryota, Metazoa, Arthropoda, Insecta, Lepidoptera, Papilionidae. The record is from RefSeq and is a predicted model, not a curated record. The transcript is spliced from 3 exons.